Messenger RNA from Capra hircus (goat), 590 nucleotides. Its product is annotated as KIF1-binding protein-like. The record is from RefSeq and is a predicted model, not a curated record. The annotation marks the transcript as partial. The transcript is spliced from 3 exons. NCBI's taxonomy places the organism in Eukaryota, Metazoa, Chordata, Mammalia, Artiodactyla, Bovidae.
UGAAACCGGAGGCUGACCAGGCCGCUAUGGCGGAUGCUCCGUGGGCCGAGAUUCGUGAGAAAUUCCAGACUGCGCUGGCCUUAUCACGGGUGGAACUGCAUAAAAACCCGGAGAAGGAACCGUACAAGUCGAAAUACAGUGCCCGGGCGUUGCUGGAAGAGGUUAAGGCGCUAUUGGGACCCGCUCCUGAAGACGAGGAUGAGCGACCGCAGGCCGAUGAUAGCUUGGGCGCAGGGGAACACGCCUUGGGGCUGCCGGCUGAAUUGGUGGAGGCCGAGGGGCCCGUCGCCCAGGGGGCAGUGAGGCGAGCGGUUAUUGAGUUCCAUCUUGGGGUGAACCACAUUGACACCGAGGAGUUGUCGGCGGGGGAGGAGCAUCUGGUAAAAUGCCUGCGGCUACUGCGCAAGUACCGACUGUCGCACGACUGCGUCUCCCUCUACAUCCAGGCGCAGAAUAACCUGGGUAUCUUGUGGUCUGAAAGAGAAGAAAUUGAAACUGCACAAGCUUAUCUAGAAUCAUCAGAAGCUCUAUAUAAUCAGUAUAUGAAAGAGCUUUUUGAGUUUAUCAUUGACAUACAACGUCAGUUGAAG